GCAACCAUAUGCGCUCAACUGUAAUUCAAAACCAAGAAGGCCAGGGGUAGGGCGAAGCCUGGUGGAGCGAGGCGUGUAUCCCCAAAGAAAGAAAGAAAAAUAACAGCCGUGCGUUGCAGUCUUUUGAGGAAAGAUGAUAUGUAAGGUUUGACUCGACUGCUGUAUUUCAAGAUGAUUUUUCCAGUCAUGUGAACGGUUCCAAAUGGUCAGAUGUGAUGAAAGUCACAGACUGCAAAGGAGGCUGGUCAUGCUUUUGUGAACUCGAUCUUUCUGGAUGUAAAGGCCAUCGUAUUUACCACCACUGCAUAGUUCAGGUUAAUGGAAAACCAGAUGUGUAAAACAUGCGGAUGAGUCACACAGUCUGCAUGUGAACUGGAUACCGGUUCUCUGGAGAGCCCAUGUGGAUUUAACGAACCCCAAUCUGCGGAGAGCCAGAUGCAACCAUGUCCCUUUCGACUGUGCUUGCGAAGGCACUUUUUGACAAUGCCGCUGAAAGCCCAGAGGAGUUGGCAUUCCGUAAAGGUGAUAUCCUGAUGGUUCUCGACCAGGAGCAGGAAGGUGGGCCUGGAUGGUGGCUUUGCUCCCUCCAUGGACGGCAAGGCAUUGCCCCUGCCAACCGGCUACGCCUCCUUCAAACCAAUCAGACUCCCACUUCAAGCGCAGGUACAGAAACCCGAAGGGCUCCUAGUGUCGAUUCGGUCCAUGCAUCACCUAGCCAACAGAGCUGCAUAAAUGGACUGAGUAUUGAAGAUUCAGAUGGGGUGUAUCUCUCCCCACCCAGCUUGGCAGAAGGGGUGUACCAGAGCCCUGGGACUGCUCCUGCCGCAGUCAGGUCUGGGGAGUUACGCCACUCUGAUGGAGCGAGGCCACGAUCACAUUCUAGUUCUGGUUCCAGGCCUCGUCCAGACUGGGGGGAUAUGAGUGUGGCAGGGCGACCUCGCUCACCCUCUCUUAAAGGACGGGGUGGCGAGUCAGGGACGGUCUACCAGACACCCACCUCACCUGCACCUCACAGAUCACAGGAUGCAUUGGCAUCAGAUUCAGUGUACCUGACUCCAAGUGCCGUUCCCAGGUCUGCAGCAGAAACAACAGGGGAAGCAAGGUAUUUCACUUCAAUUGAUGCAGGGGCUGGGCAUUCCGAUGGAUGCUACUUGGUGCCUAGGCCAGCUGUAACUGCGCUGACCAAUGAGAAUUUAUAUCAGACUCCUUCGAGUGGUGUCCCAGUAGCAGGGCAGUGUGUACCAGGAAUGACUUCAAGACUUACAGAUGGGAUUACACACAAAAGCACCUCUUCUCAAUGUAAGACUAGCCAGGAUGCACCAGGGAUGUGCCAAACCCCAACCCCACCUGGGGGAGCAAUAUCAAGGACUCCUCAAGCUGAGCGAAAACACCCCUCUGGAACUGUAGGAGUCUCUGCAGUCUCAACACCAGGACAGAACCUUAAAAAGACACCUCCUUCUGCCAGAGGAUCCCUGAAGCCUCAGGGUACUUCUUCAACUCCCUCUGUUAGUAGAGGAAAACUGCCCCAGGCUGGCGUGAGAGAAUCCCCUCUACUUGCCAGGACAGGAAUUUCUGGAGUACCAGGGUCUCCAAACUUUAGACGCAAACCCCCUCCACCAGCACCACCAGUUAGAAGUGUAACCAGGAAGGAUUUAACUCCGUCUACUCCGAUUCCAGCCACCAAAACUGUUCUCCAGGCAAAACCUGCUCCCCCACAGACAAGCAUAUUAGAAGAUGAGAGACAGGGACGUAAAAAUGGACAUACACAAGUGGACGAGAUGAAAAAGAACAGUGACACAGUGACCAAGAAGGAGUGUGCAAAUUCUCAUGAUGAGAAACUCAGUGAUGAGGUAUAUGAUACACCUCCCACCAAUAGGUGGCAACAUCCUGUUCCUGCGGUGCCUUCUGAGGAGGAGGAGGAGGAUGAUGGGAUCUAUAACACCCCUCGUGCUAUACCCCUACACACCGACCAGUCUUCUGAGAUAUAUGAUGUUCCCACUCUGGCCCUGAAUUCCUCUUCAGACCAUCAGCAGCAAACUUACAAUAUUCCAGGAUCGCCUGCUGUGGGUGGAGAUGCAGAGGAUGAGGAUGUAUACAGUGUUCCCAGUCUCCCUGGUUUACCCUUGGAGGCAAGCGAGAUGCCAGGAUUGCCUGCAGAAACUGCUGGAAAUGGACGGGCCUAUUCCAUUUCCAGCCCCAGAAAGCAAAACUCAGUCUUUGAAGAUGUGUCAGAACUGGACGGAAGCAUCUACAACAUGCCUGCCCUCACUCUGGAAAUCCCAACACGCCGGUUGUCUGUAUCGAGCACCGGCUCUGCAGACAUCCAGUGGAAAGCCUCUCUUUCUGCUCUUGUCCAAUCUGCACUGACCUCCGCCUCUCUCCCCACCACCUCUUCCAGAGAACUGGCUGCUGCAUUAGCUGAGAUCCUCUCUGUCUGGAAGACCGGCCAUGUUUGUGAUGUGCCUCCAGUUCUCCAGCAGGCCUGGUCCCGUCUCUCAGACCUACUUCCUGCUCUCUCUGUGUGCGGGACUGCCCCUCCAGCCAAUGGUCUACUCUCGAUGGUCAGCUGUGCUCUUGAAGACUCUGCCUUACUUUUACAGAGUCAAACACGGCCCCGCCUGCCUUCCCAGGAGUCUCUGUCUCGGAGACCUCUGCCUGCUUUACCAGUGGCAGAGGUCAAACCAAUUGCAGGUGACAUGGGGUCACGGAAGGGCAGCUGGAUCCAGGAACGACCACUUCCACCUCCACCACCAGCAGCCUUCCCAUUGCCCCCAACACAAAUCUUUUUAGCCCCUACCAUAGGAAGAGUGCAAGAUGAGGAACAAGGGAAUGAGUAUGCAGGAAUCGGCCUAACUCCUACACCAGCGCCUUCAUAUCCUGUAGGUGAUAGUGUGGGCUACGUCAAACUGCAGGGAAAACCUGAGCCUCCACCAGACACCCAAACAGAGCACAGUUCUUUACCGCUUAUCACCGCAACUGAUAAUAAAUUGAGUCCUUCUCCCACUGUCCCGGUCUCUCAGUCUCUAGAGGAUUCAGAGCUUCUCUCAUUCUACUCAUCUCAAAGUCUCUCUCAUCUUUCUUGCCUUGCUAAUGCCAUCGACUCCCUGUUCACAAGCGUCCAAGUGAGCCAGCCACCUCGAGUCUUUGUUUCCAGAGGGAAGAGUCUCAUUGUUACUGCACACAAACUUGUCUUCAUUGGGGAUACGCUUGCACGCCUUCUCAGCUCUUCAGACCUCAGGGCAAAGGUCACCACCUCCAGUGGACGCCUAUGUCAAGCUCUGAAGGCUGUUGUUGUGGCAACCAAGGGAGCAGCCCAGAAUUAUCCUUCAGUCCCUGCUACACAAGAAAUGGUGGACAGAGUAGCUGAUCUAUCGCAGCAUGCGGCUGGAUUCUCUGGGCUUUUGCAGCGAUUAGCUGAGAUUUCUUGAUGCCAUUUGUGAUUUGUAUAACCUUUAUUCUUUAUCACAGUGGAAUGACUUAUCAUUUUCAUUUUAUAUAUAUAUAUAUAUAUUUCUUUUUGAUUAUGUUUGAGAAGGUAUUGAGAAAGUGUGUUACUGCUUGUAUUGGUUCAUUGGUGAUAAAAUGCUGAUCCAUUGAUCAAAACAGUUAGUGGGUUUGUGUUGAGUGUAUCAGCUUGUCUGUGUGGGUUUUGAAACUUUAGACUGGUGUUUUCUCUUUUUUUUUUUCAUAUUUUUGGUGGUGCCAAGCACAACGUUUUUAAUAACUUAUUGAUAGAUGUUAUUUUUAAAGAUGUUUGCAACCUCAGGCGCAUUUUCUAAUAGCUUUAUUUCAUUCCCUUAUCAUGUGAUCUCACCAUAGAGUUAUAACUGACAAUAACAGUGGUCCUCAAAGAGAAAGUCUCCACUUAAAGGGAUGGUUCACCGAUAAAUUUAAAUCGAAGCUCUAAAAAGCACCUACAGGCAGCAUAAAAUUAAUCCAUAUGACUCCAGUGGCUAUCCAUGUCUUCUGAAAUGAUACAGUUGAUAAGUGUGGAUGAGAAACAGAUCAAUAUUUAAAAUCUUCUUUACUAUAUAUCUCCAUCUUUGACCAGCCCUCACCAGUAGGUAUGCAUGAAGAAUGCAAAAAAAUCAAAUAAAUUGAAAGUUGAGAUUUAUAGUAAAAAAGGACUUAAAUAUGUAUUUUUUUCUCACCCACACCUAUCACGAAGACAUGGAUUAAACCACUGGAUUCAUGGAUUACUUUAUGCUGCUUUUAUGUGCUUCUUGGGCCUUCAGAUUUCUGUCACCAUUCACUUGUAUUGUUUGGACUUGCAGUGCUGAGAUAAUCUUCUAGAAAUCUUUGUUUGUGUUCUGUAGAAAAAAGUAAGUCAUACACGUCUGGGAUGGCAUGAGUGUGAGAAAAUGAGGAGAGAAUUUUCAUUUUUUUUGUGAACUAUCCCUUUAAAUGCCCUCAUUUAAACUGAUUACCUAAUAAUUCUGUUUGUUUGUAAAUGUGAAGUGGCCUUGGUGAUAUAGAGUUAAAUGAAGUGACUGAUUGGACAGCCCAGGAGGUUGAAGUUUUGUGACAAAUGUAACUGAAACAACUGGGACAUUUGUUCAGAUAGGGCUAACCCUCCGUAAUAGUGCAGUUACAGAAGUAGAAGGAAUUGUGAAGAAAAGAAAGAUUUUGUAUGAGAAAUGAAUUAAUUUAUUGCAUUUUUAGGAGAGAUAUUAGAUUGAGUUCUUUCCCAUGACACUGAUUCAGAUAUAAACCUGUCUGUCAGGUUCACUCACCUUCUCCCUUUUUUACUUACACACUCUUUGUGUCACUAACAGUUUUUCUUCCCGUAAUUCUCACACUCAGAUUCUGCCAAGUUUCUUCUUGCACAAAUAGUACUAUACAGGGUUUUCUUUUUUAAAUAGGCUAUGCAGCAUUCCUGAAACAGCAAUAUAUACAGGAUCUACUAGCUUCUACUGUGGCAUUCAAAAUGCUUGAGCAAAAAUUCAACAGGAAUAUUUUAAUAUGCCGACAGAACUGCAAACUGCUUGGUUCUAACCAAUAUGGGCUUUGUGUAUCUUCACUGGAACAGUGCUUACGCAGGUUGAAACAUGCACCUGUUUCCCUCCUGUCUCGGAACAAUCAAGUCAGUGUCAUAAACACUCACUCAUGUUUACAUGUCACCCUUAUAGCCUGCACCUCAGAGACCAUUCCUCCAUAUAGUUAAACACACAUCUCUCAUUUCUGUAUUCAGGAUUUACAUGUCAGCUGCCAGUGUAAUACUUUCAGUGGUAUUCUUGCGGUUCGACUUAGGUUAUAUUAGGUUAGAAAUUAGAUGUGUUAAUUUGUGAAAGGCAAAAAAUGGUACAUGUAAAGAAACCACAGAGAUGAGAAAGAACUAGUAGUCUACCCAGGGACAUCUGCACCUAUUUCAUAAUCUGGGUUAUUGUGUCUGUCUUUACAGUGAUCAUUAUCCAGAAAAAUAUUUUGCAAGUUAACAUGUCAGCCAUGCAAUUUCAAAGUUCACACCUCAAGUAGCCUUUCCCCUUUUUUUUUAGAUAUGUACCGCUUACUUUAAAAAAAAAAAAAAAGUAUUGUCUGCUCUACCUUGUGGCCUGUUAAGUUUUACAUAUUUGUCAGUCCUUUCAUGGUGGUGUUUGAAAGUGGUGGAAUCUUCAGUUGAAUGCAUCAAGUUCUGAAGCUGGUUUAUUCUAGUGCUAGUGUGAGUGUGUGUGAGUUGCCUCAAAGUGCCAUCUGGUGGGCUUUAUCAGUAUUGAUAUAUAACUUGGUUAGCUUAAAGGGAUAGGUCACCCAAAAAUGAAAAUUCUCUCAUCAUUUACUCACCCUCAUGCCAUCCCAAAUGUUUAUGACUUUCUUUCUGCAGCAGAACACAAAUUAAGAUUUUUAGAAGAAUAUCUCCAAACUGUUGGUCCUCACAAUGCAAGUGAAUGUUGACCAACACUUUGAAGCUCCAAAAAGCACAUAAAAGCUGCAUAAAGGUAAUCCAUAUGACUUUAAUCCAUGUCUUCAGAAGGGAUAUAAUAGGUGUGGGUGAGAAACAAGGCAAUAUUUAUGACAUUUUUUUUUUUACUAUAAAUCUCCACUUUCACUAGCCAUCCUAUCCGAUUUUCUCUCUUUAGAGUUAAUUUGUUUUUGGUGAUUUGCAUUCUUUGUCCAUAUCACCACCUACUGGGGAGGGAGGAGAAUUUACAGAAAAAAGGACUUAAUUAUUGAUCCGUUUCUCACUCACACCUAUCAUAUCUCUAUUGAAGACAUAGAUUUGCACUAUGGAUUAAUUUUGCAGAGCUGAAAUAUUCUUUUAAAAAUCUUUGGUUGUCCAUUAUCUGGUUGGUCAUACACAUCUGAGUUUGCAUGGGGGAAGUAAAUGAUGAGAGAUUUUUGAGUGAAAUAUCCCUUUAAAACAAGAACACAGAGCCCCUCCAAUGGUAAUUCAGAUUUUACUUUCAAACAUUUUCUGGUGGUUUAAGCCAAAUAAUGUUUGAAACAGCUCCUACUGUAUAAAAACAAAUAGUUAUGUAUAUAUAAUCAUUGCAAUUAUACAAUAGUUCUUUCCUCAGCAUACUUUUCUCUCUCAAGGUGGUAUAUUAAGUGCUCACAGCAAUUCUUAGAUUUCAUGGCCCAAUAUAGUUAUAUUUAUUUGAUUUUGUAAACCAAACGUCUGCUUGUCACAUAUAACCAGGGAUGUUUUCAUGCAACUUUGCUUUUAUGAUUCAAAGUUUGCUCUAAGAAUGUUUUAAUUUUUAAUUUUUUGGCAUCAGAAUGUAUUUUUGACAUGCAUUUUGUGCUUCUUUACUAGUCCAUUUUGACAUUUUGUUUGUAAGAUGUGCUCCACAGGUACUUUGCAUAUAUGAAGUUCUUUGAAACUUGUCUUCAAAAUAACUUCAAAUAAUUUUUUGUUACAGAACACAGACAACCAGUUGUGUUUUAAUGUUUUGUAAUGCUAUACACAAUAGCUCUUUGUUUCUAUGUUAAGAAUGUGUAGAAAAUUGACCUGCACAUCACUUUGUAAUGUAAUGUCAGAUUGUUUUUGUACAGUGCAAUACAGUCUGAAUGACUCGAUAGUUGUAUGCCUGCCUCGCUCUCUCCUAGGCAAGAUAUUCUGUUUGAAAUAGAGUCUUCAGAGUCUGUUUAGGAUAUGCCAGUCACAAAUAAUUGUACCAGCUCAUGUGGGUGUGGAGGGUAAUGAGGAGGUGGAUGGUAUGGCUAAGCAUGCUCGGAAACAUACUAUUAUAUGUUAGUCAGAAGUUAAGUAAUUAAAGGAGUGGUAAAAGGGAUUUGGCAUAAGAUAAAUGGAAUAAGGAAGUUAAGGGACAACAUCUGUACAAUAUUCAAAGUCAAGUUGCAUAUGAGAUGAUUAUAUAUGGAAAUAGAAGGGAUGACACAAUAUUAACAAGACUCCAGAUUGGACACUGUGCUCAAAAUAACAUUGGUAAUCUUGAAUCUGAUUGCUGCAAUAAAUGUGGUC
Xyrauchen texanus (razorback sucker) is the source of this 7423-nucleotide messenger RNA. Its product is annotated as embryonal Fyn-associated substrate-like. Gene Ontology annotation, molecular function: protein binding. Gene Ontology annotation, biological process: cell surface receptor protein tyrosine kinase signaling pathway; cell migration. Bases 444 to 3428 code for a protein of 994 amino acids. Gene Ontology annotation, cellular component: plasma membrane; cytoplasm. Lineage: Eukaryota; Metazoa; Chordata; Actinopteri; Cypriniformes; Catostomidae. The transcript has 8 exons. The record is from RefSeq and is a predicted model, not a curated record.